Molecule: messenger RNA, 4680 nt
Organism: Pogoniulus pusillus (Red-fronted tinkerbird)
Lineage: Eukaryota; Metazoa; Chordata; Aves; Piciformes; Lybiidae
Gene: ADAMTSL2
Product: ADAMTS like 2
Exons: 20
Coding region: 489-3389 (966 amino acids)
Biological process (GO): extracellular matrix organization; proteolysis
Cellular component (GO): extracellular matrix
Molecular function (GO): metalloendopeptidase activity
Source: RefSeq, a predicted model, not a curated record
CCCCGGUCUCGCCGCAGGAAACCGGCUGGCGGCCGCGGACCGGCGCCGGGGGAGGCGAGGGGUUAACCGGGGUGGGGGCAUCCCGGGCCGAGAGGUGUGAAUUCCGCACCCCCACCCCCCCCCUUUCCUCCUUCCGCAUCCAUCCUCCCAGCCCACUCCCACCCCCCCGCCGCUAUAAGAGCGCUCGGCUCUGGCUGGGGGGAGCCACUGCGGCGACUCCUCCUCGCUGGAAGCCCCAAACGCUUUUGGCUGCCCUUUGAAGUCAGAAGAGGAGGUAGGGAGGGAGCGUCUGAGGCUGCUGCUGCUCCGAGCUGCCGCCGCCGCCUCCGCUACCUCCCGCUCUCGGAGCAUCCUUCUCCGUUCCACAGCCCGACCCCACCGCCUCCAGCACGCAGCUCUGCCCGAGUCUGGGAUAAACCCCGAGCGAGCUCUGUUACUGGCUUGGAGUCAGGAGUGUCUGGAUGCCUUAAUGAAAACCAAGUGCAAGGAUGAAGACAUCUAAGUGGAGGUGGAGCAGCAUCUCCAUCAGGGCACGAUCCCAGCUGAAGGGCACCCUGGCUCUGCUCCUCGUGGGCAACGUUGCCUUUGUGAUGGCUCAGCAGGACCUGACACAGACCUCCAACAGCCUGGAGGAAGGGGCAGAUGUGACUGCAUACUGGUGGGGAGAGUGGACCAAGUGGACAGCCUGUACCAGGACCUGUGGAGGAGGAGUCAAGUCCCAAGAGAGGCACUGCCUGCGGCAGAGAAGGAAGUCAGUGAGUGGGCUGGCUAAUAAAACUUGCACUGGAACAUCCAAAAGAUACCAGCUCUGCAAAGUCCAAGAGUGCCCUGCCAACGGAAGGAGCUUUCGCGAGGAGCAGUGCUCAUCCUUCAACUCCCACGUCUACAACGGCAGGACCUAUCAAUGGAAACCUUUAUACCCUGAUGACUAUGUUCACAUUUCUAGCAAGCCCUGUGACCUCCAUUGCACCACGGUGGAUGGUCAGAGACAGUUAAUGGUUCAGGCUCGGGAUGGAACAUCCUGCAAAUACACUGAUUUCCGAGGGGUUUGCGUGUCUGGAAAAUGUGAGCCCAUCGGCUGCGACGGAGUCCUCUUCUCCACCCACACCCUGGAUAAGUGCGGAGUGUGCCGGGGGGACGGCAGCAGCUGCACGCACGUCACCGGCAGCUACCGCAGAGGCAACUCUCACCUGGGCUAUUCCCUGGUAACUCACAUUCCUGCUGGAGCAAGGGACAUCCAGAUAGUGGAACGCAAGAAGUCUGCAGACGUCCUGGCUGUGGCUGAUGAAGCUGGCUACUAUUUCUUCAAUGGGAACUACAAGGUGGACAGCCCCAAGAACUUCAACAUUGCAGGCACAGUGUUCAAGUACCGCAGGCCCAUGGAUGUCUAUGAGACAGGCAUAGAGUACAUCGUGGCCCAAGGGCCAACCAACCAAGGCUUGAACAUCAUGGUCUGGAAUCAAAAUGGCAAGAACCCCUCCAUCACCUUUGAGUACACCCUGCUGAGGAAGCCACACUCCCAAAGCCUGCAGCCCAUCUACUACACCUUCUCCGAGUCGGAGAGCGAAGAAAGCAGAGAGUUCGGCGCAGAUGUGCCCUUGGGGUUCAUCCAGCACAAUGCCACCUACUUUGGGAAGCUCUCCAGGGAAAGGCUGGACUUGGAGAACCAAGUGUUUGGAAGGCAGGACACCGAGGAAGAGUUAAACCUGAGCAAAGGUCAGGAAACCAAUGAGGUCUAUGAAAGAGCAGAAACAAUUGACUGUGAGCCAAAACUGAAGGGCAAACCCCCCCAAGAUUCAAACGUUACCAGGUCGACUCACCAGACAGACCACGAGGAGAGAGGCCUCGACCCCAGGCUGACCUCCAGGGAGUUCCUCCUGGAGAAUGCCAUCACGGACAAGCUGCUGGAGAAGACUUCGGACUCCAAGGAGCUGGUGCUCAACAUGACCAUGAACAGCAUUUUUGCCCAGGGAGACCCAAUCAACUCUGUGGGGCCACACAUUGACAGCCUCUAUGUUGACUACGAGGACACUGAUGGGGUGGUGACCUACACCAUCAAUAGCACUUACCUGGAGCUGAGCAACAGCAAAGCCAGCAACAGCUCUGCAGAGACGCCGUUCCCCAACGCCACCGUCACCAUCAGCAGCCCCCAGGGGAACAGAACCCACAAAGCAAGAAACAGACUGAAGUUGUUAAGAAAGGGCCAAGGUGUGAGUGCUGCUGACAUGUACAGGUGGAAGCUUUCCUCCCACGAACCCUGCAGCUCUACAUGCACCACAGGAGUGAUGUCCACAUAUGCGAUGUGUGUUCGCUAUGAUGGGAUCGAGGUGGACGAUACGUACUGUGAUGCCAUGACCCGUCCCGAGCCCAUCCAUGAGUUCUGUGCUGGGAGAGAGUGCCAGCCAAGGUGGGAGACCAGCAGCUGGAGCGAGUGCUCUCGGACGUGCGGGGAGGGCUACCAGUUCCGCAUCGUGCGCUGCUGGAAGAUGAUCUCGCCAGGCUUCGACAGCUCCGUCUACAGCGACCUCUGCGAGUCUGCCGACAUCGCCCGGCCCGACGAGCGCAAGGUCUGCAAGAACCCCGCCUGUGGCCCCCAGUGGGAGAUGUCAGAGUGGUCAGAGUGCUCAGCGCGGUGCGGCGAGCGGAGCGUGGUGACGAGGGACAUCCGCUGCUCGGAGGAGGAGAAGCUGUGCGACGCCAGCGCCCGGCCCCUGGCCGAGAAGAACUGCACAGGGCCCCCCUGCGACCGCCAGUGGACAGUCUCCGACUGGGGCCCGUGCAGCGGCGGCUGCGGGCAGGGCAGGAUGAUCAGACACGUUUACUGCAAGACCAGCGACGGGAGAGUGGUGCCCGAGUCCCAGUGCCACCUGGAGAGCAAGCCCUUGGCCAUCCACCCCUGCGGGGACAAGAACUGCCCCUCGCACUGGCUGGCACAGGACUGGGAGAGGUGCAACACGACCUGUGGCCGGGGGGUGAAGAAGAGGAUUGUGCUCUGCCUGGAGAUCGUCAACGGCAAGAUCAAGACUCGCAGCCCUGCCGACUGCGACGCUGCCAAGAAGCCCCUAGAGGAGACAACCUGCUUCGAGAGGCCCUGCUUCAAGUGGUACACCACCCCCUGGUCAGAGUGCACAAAAACCUGUGGCAUCGGCGUGAGGAUGAGGGAUGUGAAGUGCUACCAAGGCAAGGACAUCGUCCGGGGCUGUGACCCCCUGGUGAAGCCUGUGGGCAAACAAACCUGUGACCUUCAGCCCUGCCCCACUGAGCCCCCAGAUGACAGCUGCCAAGACCAGGCAGGAACCAACUGUGCUUUGGCCAUCAAAGUCAACUUGUGCAGCCACUGGUACUACAGCAAAGCCUGCUGCCGCUCCUGCCGUGCGCCCCACUCCUAGGGCACCCCUGGGCUGCACCUCCCCUAGCCUGGGCUCCUUCUGCCAUCCAGUGAGCACCACACAUCCCCCAGACUCAGCUUCAGGGUGUUCUGGGCUUGGCUUUUGGUUUGGUUUUGAGUUUGUUCCCACCCAUGCAGAACUGCUCUCCUUGCCCCUUCUCUGGUGCAGAGGAAGGCUGCUGGCUGGUCCUGCUGCACCCCAUGACUGGAGGUGCAGAGUUCCCCAACCCCCUCCAAGCCUGCAGCCACACACAUGUGGUUCACAAGGUCUUCUCCUUCGUUUGUCUCCUCUGCUCUGGUGAGACUUCACCUGGAGUUGUGUGUCUGGCUUUGGAACCUCCAACACAGGGAUGUGAACCUGCUGGAAGAGGCCAUGAAGAUGAUCAGAGGGCUGGAGAACCUCUCCUCCGAGGACAGGUGGGAGAGUUGGGGUUGCUCAGCCUGGAGAAAAGGCCUUGGAGCUGCAUUUCACUGUCUGAAGGGGAUCCACAGGAAGGCUGGAGAGAGGCUGUCCAGAAGGGCUUGUGGUGAUAGGAUGAGGGGCAACAGUUUGGAACUGGAGCAGAGUUAGGUUGGGCAGCAGGAGGAAGCUCUGCACAGUGAGGGUGGUAAAACGCUGGCACAGCUUGGGGGGGGAUAUGUGAGACCCCAUUCCUGCAGGCAUUCAAGCUGCAGGCAGCCCUGAGCAACCUGCUGUGCUUGGGGCUGUCCCUGCUGCCUGCAGGAGGGCUGCACAGGAUGACUUUUGAGGGUCAUGUCCCCACCCCCCCACCCCCAGCCUGAUGCCUUCUGUGACCCUAUGAAGGUCUGAGCAUCAAGCCCAAGCCUCCCUUCACCAGGGGGAUGUGUGUGUGUGUAGGGGGGAGAUGGUUGGGUUGAUGCCUCCUGCUUUCUUCCCAAGCCCUGAGCUGCUCUCCUUAGCUGCCUUGAGCAGGGUGGGGAGCUGAUUUCUUCCUCUUUGCUGAAUGAUCUCAAAGCCUGAGCCCUUCCUGUGUAAUAUGUAGGUGUACACUUUCUCAGAGGGUUUUAUCUUAACCAAGUGGUAGCUCCAUAAUCCUCACCCCCCUUCCCCUUCCUACCCUCCCCCCCAUAAUGCUGACAUCUUGUAUAUAAUAUGGAACCAUAACUGCACUUUAUAUCACCAGAAAUGCUCUUCUUUUUGGGGGGGGGGGUGUUGGGUUGGUUUGGGUUUUAAUAUAUUUGUUGACAGACAGUGAAGUUUAUCCACAUUACUCAGUCAAUUUGUACUCCUCCUGGCCAUUGUAAUAAAGUUGUCAUAUUUAUGGUGGUUA